Aegilops tauschii subsp. strangulata is the source of this 3362-nucleotide messenger RNA. NCBI's taxonomy places the organism in Eukaryota, Viridiplantae, Streptophyta, Magnoliopsida, Poales, Poaceae. The record is from RefSeq and is a predicted model, not a curated record.
ACAAAUUUUGCUUUAGACUGCAGUGCCAAAAUGAAUUUUGGCUAUCUCUUCGCUGAUGUAUCGUUGUGUGGAUAUAUGCAAGAGCGUUAUGCCUUCGCUUUGUUGAUGUUAUGGGCGUUUUUGAGACUUUAUAUACACCAUGUACCAAUUACAAUAUCUCAGUUGCUAGAAGUCAUUCCAAACACCAACAGAUGGUUACAAAUGCAAAGUCUUCUCUACACCGCGAUUACAGGAGGCUCAUUUGGACAGCCAGCUUGUGCACUAGUUUGACUGUUUGUGUGGGUGCCUAAACGAGUUGUUUAUUUUUUUUUCCUUUUUUCGUCAAAGGGUCCGUGAGUUGGUUCUUUUGGUUCAAUCCACUUCCAUUUAUGGUUAACAUGAAUUAGAUGGGUCCAUUUAUUGAGCAAAUAAGACAUGUUCUUAUUAUGUUGUUAGGCAAGUUUGUUUAUCGAUACACAAAUUUGUUAAGUCAAUUUCUUCACUUAGUUAGACUCGUUAAUUUUUUACCUUUGCUACAAAUCUAAUGACCAACUUGGAAAAAUUCAUGUGUUUUUCACUCCUUUGUUCUCCACCCGAUUCCUAUUUUAUUCCUUUGUUUUCCUAUUCCUGCAUUUUUGCUAUCCUAUGAACCAAAGGGAGCCUUAUAUAUGUCAAUGUGAUUUGUGACCUCAGUUCUAUACUUAUAUAGUUAUAUUGCAUUAUUUAUCAAUCGGUUUCCCUGAUGAAAAUGCCCAACCAUAAUAGACUAUCAAAUUGCAGAAUCGGGUCAUCUGAUGGAGAAACUGAGUCCCACUGGACAUAUUCCUCAACCUUCACGGUCACUGGAUGACCUUCCUAUGAAAGUAGCUUGCACGCUAUCACAAGGAUCUAAUGUAACUAGCAUGGACUUUCAUCCUUCUCGUCAUACGCUACUACUAGUUGGAUCUGCUAAUGGUGAAUUUACACUCUGGGAGAUAAGUAUGCGUGAGAGGCUGGUCACAAAGCCCUUCGAAAUUUGGGACAUGCAAGCAUGUUCAACACAAUUUCAGGGUGUCAUGGCUAAAGACUCUUCCAUGGCCGUUAAUCGAGUUACAUGGAGCCCUGAUGGAGACUUGAUUGGUGUUGCAUUUACAAAAAAUUUGAUCCAUCUGCAUGCAUACCGGCAUCCAAAUGAAACAUAUCAAUUUGUAGAGAUUGAGGCUCAUUCUGGAAGAGUUAAUGACAUAGUUUUCUCUCGGUCACGUAAGCAACUUUAUGUUGUCACUUGCGGAGAUGACAAGCUGAUAAAGGUCUGGGACAUGCAUGGGCAGAAAAUAUAUUCGUUUGAAGGGCAUGAGGCACCUGUGUAUUCUAUUUGCCCUCAUCACAUAGACCAGGUUAAGUUUAUUUUCUCAAUUUCCCUUGAUGGGAAAAUGAAGACAUGGCUUUAUGAGUAUCUGGGGACUAAGCUGGACUUUGAUAUUCCAGGAAAAUGGUGUGGUGCAAUUCUCAAUAGUGCCGAUGGAACUAGGUUGUUCUCUUGCGGAACAAGCAAAGAGGGAGACACACAUUUGGUUGAGUGGAACCAUGAAGGGUCUGUCGAGAAGUCAUAUUCUGGAUUCCGUAAAAAACCAGCUGGUGUAGCGCAGGGUGUCGUGCAGUUUGAUACAGCUCGGAAUCACAUUUUAGCUGCUGGCGAAGAUAACCAAAUUAUGUUUUGGGAUGUCGAUAACACCAACAUGCUUACCUGCAUUGAAGCUGGUGGAGGCUUGCCAAGCUUUUCACGGUUAAGGUUCAAUAAAGAAGGCAAUCUUCUUGCUGUUGAUACAGUAGAUAGUGGUUUUAAGAUACUUGCAAAUACUGAUGGGCUUAGAUCUUUACCGGCUUUUGGUAAUGUGCCUUCCGAAGUAUUCAGAUCGCCAUAUGAAGCUUCUGAGAUGAAGGUCUCAGGUCCUCCUAUUGUCGCGAGCAUCUCUCCUAACAUUGGCCAAACUGAUCACUUAGACACAAAAUAUCCUGCAAAGCCAUCUCAAGUGAAUGGCAGUGAUCCAGCAUUUGGAAGCGUAGAUAAAAAGCAAAGAAUUUCAGAAGAAAAGUCUGAUAAAGCGAAACCUUGGGAGCUGAAGGAGGUUCAGCAAUUUCGUGCUGAUACAAUGCCAGAAACUGACCAAGCCAGCAAGGUAUCCAAGGUGCUCGACUACGACAACCUCCUGAGGGAGAUCAUCAUCCGCGUCGGCUUCCCCACCACCCUCGUCCAUGCCGCCCUCGUCUGCAAGCGCUGGUACCAUCAUGCCUCCGAACCCGCCUUCCUCCGCCUUUUCCACGAGCGCCACCCGCCCCGCCUCCUCAGCUUCUACCUCGAGAACAGGAAGGAUUAUAACAUGGCUUCUAUUCACUUCAUCCCGAUGCUACCUCAGCCCCCAGAGCUUUCCACCGUCAUCCGCACUGUGCAGAGCUACAGUUGGGGCUUCUACCAUGGCGCCCCGGCCAACUUCCGCUGCUCCCGGAAAGGCAGAGUCAUCGUCAGCUUGUACAACCUGGUCAACGACAACAAUUUCACAAGUCGGGUGCACAGUCCAUUAUGUCCUGAGAGAGGCCUGGUUGUCGUCCCACCAUUACCACACAUCCAAAUCCAGGACGACUAUUACUAUAGUAUGAAUGAUCUCCUCUUGGUGGAAGAAGCCGACGGUGUGUCCUACUUUCAUGUGUUGCUUGUGGCGAACAUGCAGAGAACAAAAUAUACGGUGCACGUAAAUAUGUUGCGACAUGGUGAUGGUGUGUGGCGCACGUAUCUUACCUUUGACAGAGACCAACUUCUUGAUCCGGAAUGGGAACCAAAAGCUGUGCUCGCCAACAAUAAAAUCUACAUAGCAAGCACACAGAACAUCAUUGAUUUCUUUGAUUUGACUACCUCAAGCAUCUCCACGGUUCAGCUCCCACAUGGGGUGGAGUAUGGCGAUAGAGAUACCAUGUUGGCACCAGCUGAUGAUGCUUCUGAUGUGUAUCUCAUCCAUGCUAAGAAUCUUCAGCUUGACAUCUGGCUCCACAAGGGGGACAACUGGUUGCUGGUGGACACCAUUUCUUUGCGUGACAUGGUUGCUAAUUUGAGGAUUCCAGGUUGCGAGGUUGAGGAUGAGCCCACUGCUCCUCUCUGGAUAAACCAUGUGGGGUCCUAUGCUGAGUUUGUGUUCUUGGAGAUGGGCCGAUGCGCACUUCACUUAGAUGUCAAGUGUAGGCAGUUGCGUAAAGUGUAUGAUAUGACAGAAGAAGAACUGGAUUUGGGUGAUAUCCAUCCUCUUACAAUGAUUUGGCCGCCCAUAUUCCCUGCUCUCACUGAUAACCUUGCAAGGUUUGCCUUUUGGCCUUUAGAUGAUUUGUAUAUUGCUUUUGUUGAGGUUACAUAG